Molecule: messenger RNA, 2065 nt
Organism: Trichomycterus rosablanca
Lineage: Eukaryota; Metazoa; Chordata; Actinopteri; Siluriformes; Trichomycteridae
Gene: slc24a4a
Product: solute carrier family 24 member 4a
Exons: 17
Coding region: 218-2065 (615 amino acids)
Biological process (GO): intracellular calcium ion homeostasis; calcium ion transmembrane transport
Cellular component (GO): plasma membrane
Molecular function (GO): calcium, potassium:sodium antiporter activity; calcium channel activity
Source: RefSeq, a predicted model, not a curated record
CCGGUUAUAACGCAGCAUCCUCUCGCCUUUGGGGUACCGAUCUCACGGGCUGUUUUAUUGACUCGAACACUAACGCGCACACGGACCAGAGUCUGCAUUCACAAUGAGGAACGCACAGCGAUCCAUCCCGGCGUGAGACCACAUCUCAGCCGAACCCCGCUGAUCACGGCCAUCUGCGCCGGUGUUUCUAGAGGUAAAGGUGAACAUAACGGCCACCAUGUUGGACCAGGAGCUGAGCAGCUCCGUGUCUAAAAAGACGAUGAUCACUAAACAUCUCCGAGUGCGCAAGAGGAGGGAGAUGCUGCUGGCGCAGUUGUGCGUGGUGUGCGGGAUGCUGCUGGCGGCCUGGUGCAUCUCUGCACUGCUCACCAAAACAGGUCAUGGAAUUUCAUUGCAGGAACACUUUUUUGCUCCAACUGACCGUCUUGGCCGGAGAUUAAUGGCUGCUGAGGAAGACAAUAGUACUGAGGCAAAGAACUGCACGGAUCCAGCCAUCCAUGAAUUCCCUGAGGAUGUGUUCACGCACCAGGAGAGAACACGAGGAGCUGUCCUGCUACACAUAUUCGCGGCUGUCUACAUGUUCCUGGCUCUAGCAAUCGUGUGCGAUGACUAUUUUGUAACAUCACUUGAGAAGCUCUGUGAGAAACUGCAUCUGAGUGAAGAUGUAGCUGGAGCAACCUUCAUGGCAGCUGGAAGUUCAGCCCCUGAGCUAUUUGCGUCUGUCAUUGGUGUUUUUGUUACACAUGGAGAUGUGGGAGUUGGUACUAUUGUGGGCUCAGCUGUCUUUAACAUUCUCUGUAUCAUUGGCGUUUGCGGAAUCUUUGCAGGACAGGUCGUCUUUCUUACCAAGUUUGCAGUGUUUCGGGACUCAAUCUACUACACACUGUCUGUGGUAGCACUUAUUGCAUUUAUCUAUGAUGGGAAGAUUGUGUGGUGGGAGAGUCUGGUGCUCACGAUCAUGUAUGUGGGCUAUAUAGCCAUUAUGAAGUUUAACACCAGCAUGCAUAACUACUUUUCUGGAAAGGAGGAUAAGGGUGCCUCGAAUGGUAACACAGUGACCAACGAGCUGGAGGACGGUAAUGCACAUUAUGACCAGUUUUGGGAUGAUCCCUCUCAGCCGUUAAUCAGUUCAGUAAAGUCCAAUAAGAUGUACACCCGUGGCACAGUCGUAAUGGUGGACGAGAUGAUCAACUCUAGCCCUCCAAACUACCGCUUCCCAGAGGCCGGCCUCAGGCUGAUGAUUACCAACCACUUUGGGCCUAAAACCCGCCUAAGGAUGGCGAGUAGGCUUAUCAUCAAUGAGCAACAGCGACUGGUGCAGACCGCCAACGGAGUAGAUGGCACACUAGUGGCUGAUGGAAGAGCAGACACAAUGGAUAAUGGCAGCAUAAUAGAGGAUAAGCUAGCAGAAGAGGGAGAGGAGAACGAGCUGUCCUCUCCCUUUGUCAUACCUGAGGGUGCAAUUAACAGAGUGAAAUUCAUCAUCUCAUGGCCUAUUCUGGUGUUGCUGUACUUUACUGUGCCAAACUGUGGCAAGCCACGCUGGGAGAACUUCUUCCUGUUGUCCUUUUUCCUCUCCACUGUGUGGAUAGCCAUCUUUUCAUACUUUAUGGUUUGGAUGGUGACAAUUAUAGGAUACACACUGGGGAUACCUGAUGUGAUAAUGGGUAUUACAUUUCUAGCAGCUGGUACCAGUGUUCCUGACUGUAUAGCAAGUCUUAUUGUUGCUCGACAAGGCCUGGGGGAUAUGGCUGUCUCCAACACAAUUGGAAGUAAUGUCUUUGAUAUCCUGAUUGGGCUUGGUGUUCCCUGGGCUCUCCAGACAAUGGCUGUUAACUAUGGCUCAGAGGUGAAAAUCAACAGUAGAGGACUGGUGUAUUCAGUGGUGCUGCUCCUGGGUUCAGUGGCAUUAACUGUCUUGGGAAUCCACUUUAACAGGUGGAAGCUUGAUUUUAAACUGGGCAUAUAUGUGCUCCUUCUAUACGCAGUCUUCCUCUGCUUUUCCAUAAUGAUAGAGUACAACGUUUUUACCUAUGUCAAUGCACCAAUGUGUUUGGAGUCCUGA